UUUCGAUUUCGGACGCGCGUCAUUCACGCAACAGCCACGCCGGCCGACGGCGUCCAUCGACACGUACUGCGUCUCCGCGUGCAGCCUUCGGUUGUGCAGCAGAUCAUCCAAGCUCUGGUGAACUCCCUUCUCCCGCGCCCAGCUCAAAUCUGGUUUCAGUCAUGCUUCCCUGAGUGGGCCUUGCCUGGCCAAUUGGUUCUCAAGAAGCAAAAGGACGGCUGGGACGCGGAAUUUGAGACGGAGAAGGCGACAUAUGCGAAGCUCGCACCGUUGCAGGACGUCGUCAUCCCGAGGUGCUUUGGCCAACUUCGAUACAAAGGCACGCGGGCCUUGUUAUUGUCGGACAUUGGCGGCGUAUGUCUGGCGACCCCUGAGGGAGGCCUGUUGGACCUGGGCGACUUUCAGCGUAUGAUGCGCCAAGCCCUAGACGCGUUUUUGCCAUUCGGUAUCUUGCAAGACGACAGCAAACUCGAUAACUACCACCUCGUCGGCGACAAGAUCAUGGUUGUUGAUCUCGAGCGAGUAAGCGAUGGUCUGACUGAC
Molecule: messenger RNA, 543 nt
Organism: Thermothielavioides terrestris NRRL 8126
Lineage: Eukaryota; Fungi; Ascomycota; Sordariomycetes; Sordariales; Chaetomiaceae
Exons: 1
Source: RefSeq, a predicted model, not a curated record